This is a messenger RNA of Dentiscutata heterogama, 923 nucleotides long. The record is from the annotation of a GenBank genome assembly. NCBI's taxonomy places the organism in Eukaryota, Fungi, Glomeromycota, Glomeromycetes, Diversisporales, Gigasporaceae.
AUGACGCAUAUGUUUCAGACAUUACACCAAGGUGAUGAACAAGAUUCUCAAUACGAUGACGCUAGUCAUUUUACUCCUGGUCGAUUCCGAAUAUAUCCUACCAACAUAAACACACUCCGACCACCUCCUUCCCCUGGAGAACCUGACGAACGUACUCACCUUUUAUUUGGGAUAAGGCCAGCAAAGACACAAGUUCUAGAGUGGAUUCACGUUGCGUGGAAACGUACAUUGAUACUGAACGUGUUUCCAGUAGCAGUGGUUCUUGCUUGGUGUGCUGUUCCUUUCCCAAUUUAUGAUCCAAGAAAUUCAAUAAAGCACUUUGGAUUUUUGAGUGAUAUAAAUAUUUUUCAUCUACCAAAUCAUGAUGAUAAUCCUGUAGAAAUCAAUUUUUGGUUCUUUUUAUUUUUCUACUAUGGAUUCUACAAUGCAAUAGCACUUUUAAUGGUCACAAAAAUGUUCGAUCUGUACUCUUUGAAUUGGUGGCCAAAAUGGCUCGGUGGUUGUUUCGCCUAUACCGUAUUCUGGCUUUUGUCACUUAUUAGCGGUGUGAUAGUAUACCUAUAUACCGGUCUGGUAAAAUUCAAUUUGACGUGGGUCUUGCUUACCUUCAUCACGAUGAAUAUGCCAUUAUUGGUGGGAUUCAUCGUCAUUCGUGCGCAAACAAAUAGAAGCACUUAUCGGCAUUCGUUUACGCUGGCUCAAAAGACAUUCCUUGAACGUCAAUUGAAAAAUCGGUUGCCUAAAUCAUACGUCCGUUUUUUGUGGUUCUGUUUCACUUUAUUUAUCGUAAUUGCUGCAUUCAUAGCUGGUGAGGCGUAUGCUUAUGUUUUCUUAACAACUCCGGAAGCGCACACAGGAAUAGAUGCAUUCGUUUACGUCUACUCAUGGCUUGCAACAAUUUACAUACUCGAUGCAGUCACAGA